Sporothrix brasiliensis 5110 is the source of this 447-nucleotide messenger RNA. Its product is annotated as small subunit ribosomal protein S17e. Gene Ontology annotation, molecular function: structural constituent of ribosome. The record is from RefSeq and is a predicted model, not a curated record. Gene Ontology annotation, biological process: translation. Gene Ontology annotation, cellular component: ribosome. The transcript has 2 exons. The coding region runs from base 1 to 447 and encodes 148 amino acids. Lineage: Eukaryota; Fungi; Ascomycota; Sordariomycetes; Ophiostomatales; Ophiostomataceae.
AUGGGUCGCGUUCGCACCAAGACCGUCAAGAAGUCCGCCAAGGUCAUCAUUGAGCGGUACUACCCCAAGCUGACUCUGGACUUCGAGACCAACAAGCGCGUCUGCGAUGAGAUUGCCAUCAUUGCCUCGAAGCGCCUGCGCAACAAGAUCGCCGGCUACACGACGCAUCUGAUGAAGCGCAUUCAGCGUGGCCCCGUCCGCGGUAUCUCCUUCAAGCUGCAGGAGGAGGAGCGCGAGCGCAAGGACCAGUACGUACCCGAGGUCUCGGCUCUCGACUUUGCCCAGAACUCCGAGAGCGGCCAGCUGGACGUCGACACCGAGACCAAGGACCUGCUGAAGCACCUCGGCUUCGAUGCCAUCCCCGUCAACGUCAUCCCCGUCACCCAGGUCCAGACCGCCGAGCGCGGUGGCCGCCGCUUCGGUGAUCGCCCCCCUCGCCGCGACUAA